UAGGGAAUCAAGGCCCAAUAGCUACCUUCAAGUCUUAGGUUAGCUUUGUUUCCUUCACCCCCUGCCCUGCACUGGCUAACUUGGUUCUCUCUCCGACCUGUCCUGCCCUGCCAGCAGCCGGAUGGGUAUCAAAGACCGCAUCCGUAUGGGCAGCUCCCAGCGGCGGACAGGUCCUUCCAAACAGCACCUGGCACCUCCACCAAUGCCGACCUCCCCAAGCAGUGAGCAGGUGGGCGAGGCCACCAGCCCCACCAAGGUGCAGAAGAGCUGGAGCUUCAACGACCGCACCCGCUUCCGGGCCUCUCUAAGACUCAAGCCCCGUACUUUUGCGGAGGAGGGCCCGCCAGAGGAAGUAGCUGAGGAGAAGAGCUACCAGUGUGAACUCACAGUGGACGAUGUCAUGCCUGCUGUGAAGACAGUCAUCCGCUCUGUCAGGUGAGGGUGAAGGCUGAGGUAGUACCCCUUCCGCCUGCUGCCUAUUGCUGCUCCCCAUCUGGGCCUGCCCUCCUAGCCAGGCCUGGCCUAGCUCCCAGUGUGCCAGCUGCUGCCCACCUGGAGUGCAGAAGGGGUGGGCAGGUAGCAUAUGGCUCCCAGUAGGGCU
Castor canadensis (American beaver) is the source of this 601-nucleotide messenger RNA. The record is from RefSeq and is a predicted model, not a curated record. NCBI's taxonomy places the organism in Eukaryota, Metazoa, Chordata, Mammalia, Rodentia, Castoridae.